Magnolia sinica is the source of this 2585-nucleotide messenger RNA. Its product is annotated as heat shock factor protein HSF30-like. Gene Ontology annotation, molecular function: RNA polymerase II cis-regulatory region sequence-specific DNA binding; DNA-binding transcription factor activity. The transcript is spliced from 3 exons. The record is from RefSeq and is a predicted model, not a curated record. The coding region runs from base 648 to 1748 and encodes 366 amino acids. Gene Ontology annotation, biological process: regulation of transcription by RNA polymerase II. Gene Ontology annotation, cellular component: nucleus. NCBI's taxonomy places the organism in Eukaryota, Viridiplantae, Streptophyta, Magnoliopsida, Magnoliales, Magnoliaceae.
GACGAUUGCGAUACAACUGGAUUUCGGAAACUUCUGAAAAAAAUAUCUCGGCAGUUAACAAAAUGUCAUCGCAUCUCUCAUCUUUUCCAGAACUUUCGAUUCCUCUUCCUUAUAUACUGCCUCUCUUCCGACUGCCCUUUUCAAAUUAAGUGACACUACCAGACUCAUUUCGAAAUUCGUUUAAAAAAAUCCAACGUUUGUCAAAUGGCAACGCACCGUUGACAUUCUGAGAUGAAAUUUUCCUGAUCAAAGUCAGAAAACCCAAUUCAGGGAAUCCAAAACCCUUAUGGUUGAAUCUAUUUUCUUCAGCUGCCUAGUUCAAAAGAUCUGUUUUUUAAGAUGAAAUUUCCCUUGCAGGUAUCAUAACAUCCGAAACCCAUUUCUCAAAUUCCAAGACCCAUCUGAUUUAAACCUCUUUUCUUCACAUACCCAAUUCGAAAAAUCCAAUCUUUGAGAUGAUUUCGACCUUCAAAUCCCAAAUCCUGGAAACCCAUUUCAGAUAGGCUCAAACCCAACUCGAAAAAUCUCGCCUUUUGAUAUGAAAUUAAGCUCUUUUUCCUGAACCCAUUGAAUUGUACCCGUUUUCUACUCGUUUUCCUGAAUUUCCCAUCUCUAGCCAAACAGAGGCCUGUGCCAGGGAGAAAGCAAUGAAAGGUGUGGUGGUGAAGGAAGAGGAAGCUGGCGGCAGCUCGUCUUUUGUCUUGUCUCCACAGCCGAUGGAGGGAUUGCACGAUUCCGGCCCGCCUCCGUUCUUGACAAAGACAUUCGACAUGGUUGAGGACCCGGCAACUGACUCGGUCGUAUCUUGGAGCCAAUCUCGCAACAGCUUCAUCGUGUGGGAUGCGCACAAGCUCGCCACAAAUCUCCUUCCCAAAUACUUCAAGCACAGCAAUUUUUCCAGCUUCAUACGCCAGCUCAAUACAUACGGUUUUAGAAAGGUUGAUCCAGAUCGAUGGGAGUUUGCAAAUGAAGGGUUUUUGGGAGGGCAGAAGCAUCUAUUGAAAAACAUCAAGAGGCGAAGGCAUGUCCCUCAGAACUUACAACAGCAGGAAACCAGUGCUUGCGUUGAAUUGGGACAAUUUGGUGUGGAAGAUGAAGUGGAGCGACUGAAAAGAGAUCGCAAUGUACUAAUGGUUGAAAUCGUGAAGCUUAAACAACAACAGCAGAACUCCCGAGCCCAACUCGCUGCCAUGGAAGAAUGGUUGCAAGGUACAGAGAGAAAGCAGCAACAGAUGAUGGCCUUCCUGGCCAGAGCUCUUAAGAACCCAACUUUUGCCCAGCAGCUGAUGCAGUGUGGUGAGCAGAAGAAAGCAUUUGGAGGCGUUGGAGGGAAACGUAGAUUGCCGGCGAGUGCAAGUUCAGAGAACCUGCAAGAGGAAGUGAUAUCGGCCAUGGGUGCUCGGGCUGUUAGCUACCCACAUCAGACAGUGGCUGAGGAAGAAGUUGCGAUUGAAACGGAGAUUGAGAUGCUACUUUCUGCCAUGGAUAACAACUCAGGCAGUUCUAAUACAAAUCCAACUGUUGAAGUUAUCCCUGGCCAUAGUGACUGGGAUUCGGGUUCCGCAAAUGACAUUUUGUGGGAAGAAUUACUGAAUGAGGAGCUGAUUGCAGGGAAUUUAGAAGAAGGGGAAGAAGAACAAAGGGAGAUUGAUGUGGAGGUGGAGGAUUUGGCUGCUAGGCCAUGUGAUUGGAGUGACAAUCUACAGGUCUUGGCUGAGCAAAUGGGUUUUCUGGGGUCAAAGCCAUGAAGGCAAAUCCAAUCGGAAUAAAACCCAAACGCCCAAUGCCAUCUUCUUCCACCAUCUUUCCAGUAUUUAUGUUGUCGUCCUCUACGUCUUCAUACCUGGGUUUCGCCAUAUAUGCACCAUUGUGGCUGUAUCCAUUGUUUGGCAGAUGGCUUUUCUGGGGUCGAGGCAGUGAAGCCAAAUCCAAUCGGAAGAAAACCCAAACGCCCACCACCAUCUUCUGUCUGUCUUUCCAGCAUUGGUGCUGUCGACCUCCGCAUCUUCGUGUGUGUUUCGCCCUAUUGGUACUGUUGUGGUGGUACCAAUUGUUUGUUGUAGUGUGUUUGCAAUGUACUUGUCAUUGGGAGGGAGUGGUGUAACUAAAGUUGGGGGUGUUUGGUCUGCAGGGCGGACCAAAGAUGCAGAGGACAGCAGCGAUGAUAAUUCAGUUUCUAUAUCCUUUUUAUUGAUGUCCUAUUUUUGGACUGUUUCUGUUUCUCGUUCCUAUUCUUUGUUCUUUGAUGGGGCUUCUUAGAUAAUCAUAUUGAUUUAGCUGAUGAUGAUUUUGGUUCUGUGAUGUGUUUUGUAGGUCAUGCAUGGUUCGAGUCAAGGAGAGAUGGCCGGAGACUUUGGGGAGGAAGCAGUAGCUGCAAUCUUUCUGCAAUGGCUGUUCUUUCUUCCUUUUCCUUGAUUCCUUGCUGUAAUGGGUGGCCCAAUGAAAGAGCGGUAAGUGUGCUUGUUAUAUGCUGGAUGAAAUGAUGUUUUAACUUUUUCAUCGGAACAUCCACAACUGAUAAGUAGAUAGAGCAUGAUUUCAUUAGACAUGUUAAGGUUGCAGAAUUUCCUGCGUCUCUUGCUCUA